UUUUUUUUCCGUCAUUUCCAGAUUAGCCAAUUUGAUAUAGCUGCUUCUGAGCUUUAUCCGUAUCCAUCGGUCUCGCAGAAACUUCGUGACAUCUCCAAGGAUGCCAUUCAUCCGGGCAGCGAAACGCAUCAUCACACACAUUGUGCUGCAACAGCAAAUUUCACGUACGUCUACGGUGAUUUAGAAAAUGCAUCUUUGAAGUACCGCGAAGCACUGAAUCGAAUAGAAACACUGCUUUUGCGAGAGAAGCCCGGUGAUCAUGAGUGGAUUGAUCUCGACAAACAGAACAUACCUUUAUUUCUGAAUCUUUCACUGUGCUGCUUGAACAAAAAGCAAUAUUAUGAAGCAAUUGAUGCGGCAAGUGAAGUCUUGAAAAGGGAUGAGCUGAACGAAAAGGCGCUAUACAGAAGAGCGAAAGCAAGGAUCGCUGUUUGGGAUCUGGAAAAAGUA
Gongylonema pulchrum is the source of this 450-nucleotide messenger RNA. NCBI's taxonomy places the organism in Eukaryota, Metazoa, Nematoda, Chromadorea, Rhabditida, Gongylonematidae. The record is from the annotation of a GenBank genome assembly.